UAUAGCGAGGUAGGGUCUGCUGUUCUUUGUUCAAGAUGCAGGCACUUUGUCAGUCUCUCUCUGGAGCUUACGUGGGGAGUUUCACCCUCCAACAGCCCAGCGAUACGCCUUGUGAAGUGUCGUCUUCACAGGGUUCAGAUUCAGGGCAGAUUCAGGCUGCUGGAAAAUCCUGUGGCUUUUGGUCCCCAGGUCAUGCUAGAACGGGCGGCCGCCUCAAAGCAGUGGCCAACGUUGAGGGCCUGCACUCUACCUUCAAGAAGGAGUUACCCGAACGGGGUCUUGCAGUUCUGCAGGGUUUGUCAUCGCCAGAGACGGCAGUCCAUACCCCCCAAACUUCCCGUCGCAGACUUCAUCGCUCCGGAAGGAAGGCAGUGGUUUCAAUGAGUGCUGUUCCUGAUGAGGGGAGGCCCCCGAGCGCAGUGACUCUGGCUACAAGCGAGACCUCCGAGGCAUCGAUGGCAGCUGACAUCAUGCAAAGAGAUGCGGAGGUGAUUGUUCGGACGUAUGCACGAGCACCCAUAGUGAUCGUUCGCGGACAGGGCUGUAAACUGUAUGAUGCAGAGGGAAGGGAGUACUUGGAUAUGGCAGCAGGUAUCGCGGUGAAUUGUCUCGGCCAUUCGGAUCCAACGUGGGUGAAGGCAGUUUCUGAGCAAGCAGCCACUUUGGCUCAUGUUAGCAAUCUGUACUUCACGGAGCCCCAGGUCAAGCUUGCGUCGCGACUUGUUGCGUCGUCGUUUGCCGACCGCAUCUUCUUUUGUAACUCCGGCACGGAAGCGAACGAGGCUGCAAUCAAGUUUGCGCGCAAAUACCAGCGAGUGAAGCAUGCGGAAUCGACAGACCCGCCUCCUACCGAUAUCGUUUCCUUCUCGAAUUGCUUUCAUGGGCGCACACUUGGUGCCUUGGCGUUGACAUGGAAAGAGCAGUAUCGAACCCCGUUCGAGCCGAUAAUGCCGGGGGCGUCGUUCGCAACUUUCGGAGACCUGGACUCAGCUGCGCAAGCGAUCAAGAAGGGGCGCACGGCAGCUGUCUUUGUCGAACCACUUCAAGGAGAAGGCGGGAUUCACAGCGCAACGAAGCAGUUUCUAGAAGGUCUGCGGAAGAUGUGCGACGAGUCCGGUGCGUUGUUGGUGUUUGACGAAGUGCAGUGCGGGCUUGGAAGGACUAGUCGUCUGUGGGCUCAUCAAGCAUACGAUAUCUACCCAGACAUUAUGACGGUCGCCAAGCCACUUGCAGGUGGCCUUCCAAUCGGAGCGGCUUUCGUGACAGAGGCAGUGGCAUCCGCCUUGAGCUUUGGUGAUCACGGGAGCACUUUUGCUGGAGGGCCUUUGGUAUGCCAUGCAGCACUCGCUGUACUUGAUCGCAUCGAAUCGGAUGGGUUUUUGGAAGGCGUGGCCAAAAAGGGUGAACGUCUGAAGCGUUCGCUUCAAGACGCUUUGAGCGCCAACAAGCAUGUGAAGGAGAUAAGAGGGGUUGGCCUGCUCGUUGGGAUCCAGUUGGAUGUCCCCGCAGGGCCGAUCAUCGAUGCUGCAAGGGAAUCGGGGGUCUUGGCCAUCACCGCAGGGAAGGGGGAUGUAGUUAGACUAGCCCCCCCCCUUGUGAUUGCUGACGAAGAGAUUGAUUUUGCAGUCCAAGUUUUGGCCAAUUGCAUUGGAAAGCUGCCAUAGCAGCCGUCAGGAGAAAGGGUGAAUGGGUAAGUGAAUAUGCAUGGAGGCAGGAAGAGGGGGGGGGGAGGGCGGUGGGGAUGUCUUUUCCAUUGGAGAAUUGUGGAGGUAGGUUGAGAGUUCAGCCUUAUAUGGCAAAGCACCCAAAAAGAAAAAAGGGCUCAUCCUGGAUAGAGGAUAUUGAGCAUGACAGAGGAAAAUAGUUGGGAAUAAAAACGGAACAGACACCGAGGAGGAAAUUCCACCACGGUGCCUCUUUUUUUUUCCUUUUUUUUUUUUUGAUGGUGUUUUUUAGUUGUCACCCAAAGUGAAGAUUUCAAGGCAAUUCAGAGGGAGGUGAAGCAGUCAAGUCCUUAAAAAUCAUGUCCCUAAAUGCGUCGUCCAUGUCAUGCACCCACCCGUCU
Chara braunii is the source of this 2065-nucleotide messenger RNA. The record is from the annotation of a GenBank genome assembly. Lineage: Eukaryota; Viridiplantae; Streptophyta; Charophyceae; Charales; Characeae.